AUGGCGUCUAACCAGGACAGCGAUAAUCAUGGCGGGUUCGCAGCAUGGUGUGUGGUGUUGGGGGCUUGGUGCACCUCAUUCUGCAGUUUCGGGUGGAUGAACAGUAUUGGCAUCUUUCAGGAUUAUUACGAGAGAGAACUCCUCAAGGGAUACUUUUCAAGCACAGUAGCCUGGAUCCCAUCUCUCGAAGUCUUCUUCAUGUCAGCUGCAGGCCCAGUAGUUGGUCACAUCUAUGACAGGCAUGGUCCAAGAACCCUGAUUGUUGUUGGCGCCUUUAUGCACGUCUUUGGUUUGAUGAUGGCUUCCAUCUCCAAGGAGUACUACCAGCUGUUGCUUGCUCAGGGAGUGUGCAGCGCGAUUGGCGCAGCCGCCAUCUUUCAGCCAGCCUUGAGCUCUGUCUCAGGCUGGUUUGACAAACGGAGAGGUACUGCCUUUGGCGUGUUAAUGACCGGCUCAAGCACAGGCGGCGUCAUUUUCCCCAUUGUCAUCACUCACCUAAUCCCAAAAGUUGGCUACGGAUGGGCCAUGCGCAUCGCAGCAUUCAUCAUCCUAUUCUUGCUCGUCAUUGCAUCCCUCACCGUCAAGCGCAGGGUGAAGCCUACUCUUACCAAGCUCACUGCUGAGGAUCUUCACCGGCCUUUUCAUGAAUUAGUCUUCUUGGUUGUCCUUGCCGGGUUUGCUCUUCUGAGUUUCGGACUCUACGUGCCCAUCAACUUUUUGGUUCCGUCCGCCAUCGCUGAUAACAUGUCAGUUUCUCUGUCACAAUAUCUUGUCUCCAUAUUCAAUGCUGCGAGUCUCUUUGGGCGACUCACGGCCGGGUUUCUGAGUGACAAGGUUGGACGAUACAAUAUGUUCUUCAUAGUCUGUAACAUCAGCGGUAUCCUGGUCUUGGCGCUCUGGAUCCCAGGAACCAGAAAUGUGGCAAAUAUCUUGUUUGCUGCAUUCUUCGGUUUCUUCUCCGGGGCGUACGUCUCGUUGUCGCCGGCACUCGUUGCCCAGAUUUCCCCGCCCAAGGAGUUCGGAUACCGCAGCGGCCUCUUGUUCUGUUCCUCGGCGAUUCCAGGCUUGGUUACAAGUCCUAUUGCUGGAGCGAUUCUGUCUCAUAGCCAUGGGAGCUACACCAACAUGAAGAUCUACGCAGGAGUCUUUUGCUUGGCUGGGACUUGGCUGGUGGGAGUUGCCCGUCUUAUGAAGACAGGGCCCAAGCUGUUGGCCAAGUUCUAA
Messenger RNA from Fusarium vanettenii 77-13-4, 1224 nucleotides. RefSeq lists its product as uncharacterized. The record is from RefSeq and is a predicted model, not a curated record. Lineage: Eukaryota; Fungi; Ascomycota; Sordariomycetes; Hypocreales; Nectriaceae. Bases 1 to 1224 code for a protein of 407 amino acids. Gene Ontology annotation, cellular component: fungal-type vacuole membrane. The transcript has 6 exons. Gene Ontology annotation, biological process: transmembrane transport. Gene Ontology annotation, molecular function: transmembrane transporter activity.